AUGUCAGGAAAACCUGUGCCCGAGAGCCUGACCGACAGGCCACUGCCCUCGUCCUUUGACGAGAACGAGGACUUUUACAACGCGAACCCCUUCCAGAAGAUCGCCCGCAAGAUCAAGCGCGAGCCGCUGAUCCCCUUGGGGUGCCUCCUCACCGUCGCCGCCUUCACCUCGGCCUACCGCGCCAUGCGCCGCGGCGACCACCAGCAGGUGCAGCGCAUGUUCCGCGCGCGCGUGCUGGCGCAGUCCUUCACCGUCGUCGCCAUGGUCGCCGGCGGCGUCUACUUUGGCCAGGAGCGCCGCCAGGAGCGCGACGCCUGGAAGGUCCAGCAGCGGCAGAAGGAGGAGGACCAGAAGGCCCGGUGGAUCCGCGAGCUCGAGGCCCGCGACGAGGAGGAGAAGGCCCUGAUCGAUCGCCUCGAGCGCCGCAAGAAGCGGGCCGCCGAGCGGGAUGCCGCCCGCGAGGCCGGCGCCCCGGGCACGGAGGUGGCCGGCAAGGCCCAGGUCGGGACCGAGGUGCUGAGCGUCGAGAAGAAGGAGGGCACCAGCGUGCUGGGCUCGCUCGGGGGUCUUUUUGGCGGUGGGAGCAAAUCCGGCGAUGCCCAGCGGAAAUCUGAUGCGGACGCCGAGAAGUAA
Messenger RNA from Thyridium curvatum, 633 nucleotides. RefSeq lists its product as uncharacterized. The transcript is spliced from 2 exons. Lineage: Eukaryota; Fungi; Ascomycota; Sordariomycetes; Thyridiales; Thyridiaceae. Gene Ontology annotation, biological process: mitochondrial respirasome assembly. Bases 1 to 633 code for a protein of 210 amino acids. Gene Ontology annotation, cellular component: mitochondrion. The record is from RefSeq and is a predicted model, not a curated record.